GCUCACUUUCCUUCGCGGAGCAGACAAGUUGGUUCCACAUUUUUUAAUGUGAAACAAAACUUGCAUCUUGUUUUUGUUUUUUUACCCCUGACAUUGCCAUCAAUAUGGAAAUGAACGGCAGCGCUGACAGAGAAAAUGGAGGGGGGGUCCCCCAUACAGGUGUCUGGCAUGGUGGCAGCCCCUCUGCUCUCCUGAACAUGAACCACUAUGCCAAUAAGAAGAGUGCAGCAGAGAGCAUGCUGGACGUAGCCCUGCUCAUGGCCAACGCUUCCCAGCUGAAGGCUGUCCUGGAGCAGGGGCCAGACUUCUCCUUGUACACUCCCCUCAUCACUCUCAUCAGCAUCUCCCUCAGCCUGCAGGUCACUGUGGGGGUCCUCCUCAUCUUCAUCGUGCGGUGGAACCUGAAUGACCAGAGUAAACACUUCAGGCUGAAUGUAAUGGAGAACCUGGCCACAGGCCUCGUCUUCGUCAUCGUAGUAGUCAACGUCUUCAUCACUGCCUUUGGAGUACAGAAACCCAAUCAGAAAGCCUGACCAGGACACAGAAAUGCAUCACCACCCCCUUAGGUACACACACACUUUCUCUCUUCUCCCCUCUCUCAAACUCAAACAGGAAUUGUUUGUACUUUCCCCCAAUAGUUUGUCCAUGACUCAGCAGCUGUCCUGUUCUCCGUAUCUCCUGACCUUCCUAAACGCCCAUGCUCCCCCAACCUGACCCAUAAAUACGCACUGUUCCAGGACUCGACAGAAACUUCCACUAGAAAACACCCCCCAACAAAACUCAACUACUGUCUUUUUACCAGUCCAGAACCCCUUUGUCCCGAUGAGAGAGAGGUUUGCUUUCAUAAACAACACUGUGUGUUUGUGUAGGAGACCAACAGGAAAACAGAGACAACAGCCAGGGAUCAUGUGACCUCCGUGUCUGCCUCCUGCCCUGUACUGUAGUUAUCCCCAGCAAGCAAGCACACACACUUUCCCUAUCUCUCGCUCACUCUCACACACAAAUACUCCAAGCCACAGCAUUGAGGAAGGCUGAGCACCAAAUGUAAAUUUUUUAUCACAUUUAUGAGGUGAAAGGAGGACGUCAUGGGUCUUGCUCAGACAGCCUGGGCCACUGUGCCUGAAGGGUCUGAAGAGCACAUGUAUGGAAAAAGAGUCUGUGCCUCACUCUCAAAACAUAGAGAACACAUUCAUUCAGCUUGUGUCGUAGUCUCGUAGUAUGCUGCAUUUACUGCAUUUAAAUAGAACAAAUCGUUGCAGCAUUGAGCAGCAGUUGAUGUGAAACUUGAUCAAUAAAAGAGCUAGCAUUGCACUACAUCAAGGAUCUGCAAUAUCCCGGCUAGAUGUGCCACUGAUAAUCUUGUCUCAGACCAAGACACAUAGAAGAGCUGUGAGAAGAGUGCAUGGUUAUUUUGGCUGUGUAGUGACUCACUAUCAUCAGAUGCAGAUAGAGAAAGAACUGCUCAUUAAAGCUGAGGCCUUGAUUAGACUCAGUACUGUUACCGCAUACACAAUUAACAUCUCACUUUCUCAGACUCUGUACAUCCUUGUACCAUUCCGUCUCCAGUAUUGAAUACACAGCUCAUGGUGAAGAAUUUCAUUGGUUAGCUUAAUGUAAUAGAAAUAGCUAAAAAAAAUAAUCUAGUUUGACGGUUCUGUUCUUACCGCUGAAAAUAAGGUCAUAUGGCAUUGUAAUCCUAGGUUUGGCAGGGACUCUCAUAACUACUAUUGUAGCUUGAUGGAGUCUGAGGGAACAUGACAUCAUAAACUAAUGAUACAUUCCCCUUUCUUUCUCAUAGCUUCCAUUGCUAACCAUGGAAUCACACAGACAGACCAUGAUCCAGAUAGUGACACACAAAUCCACUAACCAGGACAAUAGACAGAUCUAUAAACAUUUUGUAUAUCUAUUGCCCUCAUGCACUGUAUCUGGCUCUAACUCAGUGUAAUACCCCUGAGUUGGUUGGAGGAGUCUGGAAUGAAAAGAACUUCUGAAGGAUUUCAUAUUCAGAUGCGCUUCAUCAUCAUCAUGGCUGCAGAUCAUUCUAAGUGGGAUUAAUAGCUGUCUGUCUGUUGGGACUGGGAGUACUGGGAUUCAAACAGAACAAUCACUCUAGUGACACCCUCCCCACUCCCUCACCCCUCCAAUCCGCCACUCACCCCUCCUCCCCAUCUGCUCUUUGAUCUGGGUCUCCCUACAGACAGAAACAGAUAUAGAAACACACAGCUCACUGAAGCAAAGCUACUGAGAAUAGACACCAGGACUCUUAACUGCCACAGAGAAUCAUCAUCUACCAGACGUCACUCAUCAUCUAUCUUACUGUAACCAGUAAGGGUACUAGAGAAGAUUCCAUAGAGAAAUACACAUGUUCACUUGAACUGCAGAAUAGUAACCACACCUGUCGUGUAAAGCUGCUAUGGCACUUGUGAUCAUCUUCAUAGCAGCUCAUUUCAUAACCUCUUAUCUGGCCUGCAGAUGUCUCUGGGCUAGGUCAUGAGUGCCCUCUAGUGGUAUUUUUGGUGCUAUUGCAAUGAUGUGAGAUCUUUGUAUUACAUUGUCAGGUUACCACUCUCACAGAUACGUCCUGCUCUGGUAAUAAAUGAACAUCCAAAAAGCACCAUACUGCCUGAAGAAGUGCUACUGGCUUCUGUAAUGUGUAAGUAUUUAAUUUAAUUUUAAUUUUACCUUUAUUUAACCAGGCAAGUCAGUUAAGAACACAUUCUUAUUUUCAA
Messenger RNA from Oncorhynchus tshawytscha (Chinook salmon), 2729 nucleotides. RefSeq names its product ninjurin-1-like. Gene Ontology annotation, cellular component: membrane. The record is from RefSeq and is a predicted model, not a curated record. Lineage: Eukaryota; Metazoa; Chordata; Actinopteri; Salmoniformes; Salmonidae. Bases 105 to 533 code for a protein of 142 amino acids. Gene Ontology annotation, biological process: cell adhesion; tissue regeneration. The transcript is spliced from 3 exons.